CCAAGAAUUCAAAAAGUUUUUAUCCGAUAAUCUCACUCUUCUGUAACCACCCCUUUCCAACCGUCCAAAUAACCUCCAUCAACUCAUCUCAACCGUUGGAUCUACAUUUAGGGGUUUAGCAAUCCCCCCUCUUCAAACACGCCCACACUCUUCUCCCCUCUUCACAAUUCACCGCCUCCACCCACUCACCGCCGGUUUUCCACCCUACAACCGCCGCUUUUCACCGUUUUUCCCGGUGAUCACUCUUCAGGAGUUUGUUUUGAAGGUUAAUAUGCCUGGAGACAAGAACAUUUUACAGUCAGCGGAGCCAUCAGCAUCUGGAUUGAAGUCUAGCACGGGUGCUAAAAUGGACGAUCAAAAUCCGGGUUCUAGAAAAGAAGGCAUACCUUCGGGAUCAGCCCCACCGUUUGCAGGGGUUUCUGUUCCUUCUGUAAAAGGCGGGGCUGCCAAUAAGGCAACUGCAGGGCAAGGUGUUAACUACUCACCUACUAGCUGUUACGAUUAUCAUUAUCCAGGUCAAAAUGGAGCAUAUAGUGAUGGUUCAGGUAAUAUGAACUCUAGUGUCGGUUCUUACACGGAUAGUAACGGUUCGCUUCUUUAUUAUAUGCCUAGUUAUAAUCCUUAUGCUACUGGGACUUUUAUGGGCGUCGAUGGGCAACAACCCUAUUUUUCUUCAUCAGAUGCCAUGUCAUGCUAUGCGUGGAAUUCUAACUCAACAUCAUCUUACGGCACAAAGUCUGCUACGGGCUCAAACGGGAUGAAAUAUAGUGACCUUAAUUCCAAAAGAACCAUGAAUUAUACCGGGAACUCUCCAAAUUACCCUUUGGAUAUGAAGUCCCGACAACAGUCUGCUUCUAGUGUUCCGAAGUCAGUCCUUCAGUCACAGCAUAUCAGGUCACUUAACAAGUUGGGGUCUGCUUACCAGUCUGCCGAUUUCGCAAAAGGGUAUAAAUCGUCCGGGAAUUAUUCAUCAUUCGCGUACCAGAACCAAGGGCUUUUUUCAAACUACGCUAUGAACUACGCUUCUGGUGGUAGACUUUGGAACGAUAACGAUAGAUACAAAUCAAGGGAUAAGUCUUUUGCGACUGGUGAAUCUGAAGAGUUAACACGUGGCCCACGGGCCCAGAGCGUAAAUACGCAUCUUGAAGAUGAAAAAAUGGGAGUUUCACUCGCACGUGAUAAAUAUAAUCUUGAAGAGUUUAAGACAAAGUAUGAUCAUGCCAAGUUUUACGUAAUCAAGUCGUAUAGUGAAGAUGACGUUCACAAGUGCCUUAAGUAUGACGUUUGGUCUAGCACGCCUAAUGGCAACAAGAAAUUAGACACUGCGUUUCGUGACGCUGAAGGAAAAGCAAACAUUUUCCUCUUUUUUUCUGUAAACGGAAGUGGGCAGUUUGUGGGUGUUGCUGAAAUGAUCGGACCUGUGGAUUACGAAAAGAACAUGGAUUUUUGGCAGCUUGACAAAUGGAACGGUUUUUUUCCAGUUAAGUGGCACAUCGUAAAGGAUGUUCCCAACACGCUGCUGAGACACAUAAUUCUUGAAAACAAUGAUAACCGACCCGUUACAUACACCAGGGACACUCAAGAGGUGGGUUUGAAACAAGGUCUGGAAAUGCUUGAGAUUUUUAAAAGCUAUUCAGCGAAAACGUCUUUGUUAGACGAUCUAAGCUUUUAUGAGAGCAGGGAGAAGUUGAUAAAAGCCAAAAGGAUCGUUAAGGAGAACCAGAAUGUAGGAGGAGAUAGGACAAUUGGGGAAGGAUCACUAAACAGUAGCAACGGCUCUAGGGAUUCGACCGCGUCGCUGGUUAAUCUGACCCGUAACCUGUCUCUUAACUCUUAACAACGGAACGGGUACGGGUAGCAGUGGUGACAUGGCUGAUGUAGGGUUUAUUGACAUUAUAUGGUCUAGUAGUUUGGAUUGAAACCACUUAUGCUUUUGUUUUGUUUUGUUUGGCUUCUGAGAUGUAAAAAUCAGGGUUUUAUUUUGCUUUUAUUCUAUUUUGGAUGGUAAACACGAAUUGAUUUAAGUUGCUUUGCAUUUUUAUCACUAAAUUUUGUAA
This is a messenger RNA of Helianthus annuus (common sunflower), 2057 nucleotides long. RefSeq names its product YTH domain-containing protein ECT1. The transcript is spliced from 9 exons. The record is from RefSeq and is a predicted model, not a curated record. Gene Ontology annotation, cellular component: cytoplasm. The coding region runs from base 272 to 1837 and encodes 521 amino acids. Gene Ontology annotation, molecular function: mRNA binding. NCBI's taxonomy places the organism in Eukaryota, Viridiplantae, Streptophyta, Magnoliopsida, Asterales, Asteraceae. Gene Ontology annotation, biological process: mRNA destabilization.